Molecule: messenger RNA, 3309 nt
Organism: Cyprinodon variegatus (sheepshead minnow)
Lineage: Eukaryota; Metazoa; Chordata; Actinopteri; Cyprinodontiformes; Cyprinodontidae
Product: FH2 domain-containing protein 1-like
Exons: 12
Coding region: 337-2826 (829 amino acids)
Source: RefSeq, a predicted model, not a curated record
GAAUCCAGCGGUCUGCUCACAUGAGCUGCGGCAGUUGGUGCGGGGCCACAAACUCUAACCAACGCAUGCCAGAAAUAACAACUUUAGUCCAAAUGCCAAACUUCCGGGACUCUCCUGUGUUUGGAAGGCGUGGGAUAUCAUGGAAAUAAAUAACUCACCUGGGCGUGUCGUCAAACCCGCAGCGGAUUUCGACACUCUCUCCUCAGUGCGUCCUGGUUCCCGCUGCUGUGCGCCUUUGGUUGGAACAGGACGAUCCUAAAGAAUGAAAAUGGAGCUGCUUCACACAGGCAUUCACAGGAUCAUUAUUGCUCCAUAAAGCUACUGAGACCCUCAAAGAUGCAACCAGUAAAUCCUCCUGCUCCACCACCCCCACCACCCCCACCUCCUCCACCACCUCCAGCUCCUGGACUUCCCCAGCAUGGAGGUGGCCUCCUGGGCUGGGGAGACCGCCGGAGGUCCAGAAUGCGCAAUUUUAACUGGGAAACUCUUCCCAAACAUAGUGUGAUAGGAAAGCACAACAUCUGGACAGCAGACAAGACGGAUGGGCGGUUUGAGCUGGACACCGAUCACAUGGAGGAGUUGUUCAGCCAUAACCACGGCCAGCAACAUCCAAAGGGUCUGAACCGUUUGAGUAUUAGGGGGCAGCUACCGUCUGGCACUGGAGGAGAGAUGGUUACCAUCCUCAGCUCCAAGAGGAGCAUGAACAUUGGAAUAUUCCUCAAGCAGUUCAAGCGCCCUGUUAAAGAUCUGAUCCAGGACAUUCAGUCGGGAAAUGGUCUCAGUUUUGGAACAGGAAAACUGAGAGAAAUGUCUAAGUUGCUGCCAGAUGAAGGGGAGAUGAAGCAGCUGGUUGGUUUUAAAGGCGACCCCUCAGCCCUUCCUGAGGCUGAUCUUUUUAUGCUCAUGCUGAUAAAGAUGCCCAGUUAUGAAGAGCGUCUGAGCUGCUUGGUGCUGAAGGAGGAAUUCUUUACCCUCAUGAAUGAAAUAAAAGAAUUCAUUGGCGUUCUGACAGAAGCUGGAAAGGAGCUGUUGGAGUGUGAUAAUCUACAUUCUGUCAUUCGCUUGGUGCUAAAAACAGGAAAUUACAUGAAUGCUGGUGGCUAUGCUGGCAGUGCUAUUGGCUUCCGUAUGUCAUCUCUCCUGAAGCUGGCGGAUACCAAAGCAAACAAACCUGGAAUGAAUCUUAUGCAUUAUGUUGUGAUGCAAGCACAAAAGGUAGAUGUGGCGCUUCUUAAAUUUCCAGAACAACUCAAACACAUUGAAGCCGCAUCAAGGUUAACAAAAGCUGACAUUGAAGCUGAGAUUGAAAGACAAAAAAGAAAAGUACAGGUCGCCAAAGCAGACACCUUGAAACAGGAGGAACUAAAGGAGCAGAUGGAAGAUUUUCUAAAGAAAGCUGAUGUUUGUUUGGAAGAAAUAGAAAGUGAUUUUGAAGAACUACAGGCUGUAAGCGACUCUGUGGCCGAGUACUUCUGUGAAGACUCUGCAAGUUUUAAACUGGAGGAAUGUUGUUCCAUCUUUCAUUCCUUCUGCCAAAAGUUUAUCCGGGCUAUGCAGGAAAACAAGGCCAGAGAGAUGGCAGAGAUGAAAAGGAAACACAUCGAUAGAUUGCAGAACACAGCCAAGCGCCGGUCUACCGCUACCUGUUCAAGUAGAGACAAGGAAAUGGAGGGUAUUGCCUUAGAAUGCAUUCUGCAAAACGUCCUAACCAACCGCAUCUCUAGGAGGAAAUCAGGAAGGCCUUCAUCAACCAAUGGGAGCCCCACAAGAGGGAGCCCAGUUAAUGGGAGCCUUUCAGAGAUCAGCUCUCAGACAAACAUUCGAACUAUAAACCACAGGCACACUUUUAGAGCCAAAGAUAUGUUCAGAAAAGAGUGGAAUUCUGCAACAGAACUCACAGAGAACUCAAAAAAGCAGACGCAGUAUCAUGUUGAAGAAAAUAACGCAAGAAACAUGGUUACCUAUGAAGAAAAUACUAAAACACCAGAAAUUAAGGAUUGCCAGGACUUAACAAGCCAAUCCAAAGUAACUACCAGCCCUUUACCCACAGUUAGGUCUUUCUCUGCCAAUACUAAUGAUGAUGAGGAGGAGGAUUUACUGGACAAUAAUGAGGAAGAGGCCCAGAAAUUGCGUGAAGCCUCUAAAAAGGUAUUGAGGUACCAGAACAGUCGUGGAAGUGCUUCCUCUGUGGAUCACCCAUUGGAAAACCAGAAAUCCCCUCCUGCUAAGAAAACCUUGGCUCGUCAACUCACCUUUGACGAGGAAACGCAAAGGUAUCCUGGAGACCCAACCAAUGAGGAUUUGAUUCGGUUUUUGCUCGGCCCUCAGACCUCCACGAAACGCACCCUCGGCCGCAGACACACAGUGCCUACUAAAGUUUCUAAAACUCAAGGAGAGAAAGAAAAUCUGCGGACCCAGUCUACCACUGGAAGUCCAGGUUCUGUGACAAAAACCAAAGAACCUCAGCCAGGACAGGACGUUGAACACACAGCUACAAAACCAGCGUUUGAUUUCACUGACAAUUCUUACAAGAUAAAAAAAUCUCAAAGUGUAGAUCAGAAUUUUCCAUCUGCUGAAAAGAAAAUUAAACCCAAUGAUUGUUCAGGCCAGGUUUUAAAAGGAGGGGUUUUGGAGAACAAUGAACAGAAGUCAGUGGAGUGCAAAGCCACACAGCCGCAGGCUAAUGUUGAAAACAUUCUCCCCAGGAGUGUUUGGUUUAAGACUGAGACCUCUGGUUUUUUCAGUUUUUUUAGACGCUUGGGAGAUAUUAGCAGGUCACCGAUCAGCAAAGAAACUGCUCCUAGGGGUACAGAUUCCAGUGUGUAGGCAUAAGAAUUCAUAACUGAUUAAAUAAUUUCUAAUAAAUGAAAUCUAACAUAAUUUAUAUUUUACUUAAUUACACUGAAUAUAGUUAUUCGUUAGUUAUUAAGACAAGAGUGUAGCAUUUUUAUAUUUGAAUUUUAUGGAUGGUUUCAGGUAUGCGAGAAGGUGAAAAAUUGUUGGAAUUCUAUUUUAAAAGAAGGUAUUUUGAAGGUUUUACCACUAGAUGGCGAGAGUGAACAGUAAGUUAGUUGAUGGGGAAGAGUUGGCAUUUUGCAGGCAAUUUGUAAGUUGGUUAUUGAGAGAACCAUGGGCACACACUGCACAAUAUUUACAUUCAAUUUCAAUUAAAUCUUUAGAUAAUGAUUUUAUUGAACAUAUUUACAUGCAGUCGUAUUUUAGAGGAAUUAGAAAACGCUUACAUUGUGUGCACUUGGUCUGGUUUGACAUUCAGAGCAGAAAGUGUUGUGGAAGUGUUGAGAGUGUUGA